Molecule: messenger RNA, 2580 nt
Organism: Zymoseptoria tritici IPO323
Lineage: Eukaryota; Fungi; Ascomycota; Dothideomycetes; Mycosphaerellales; Mycosphaerellaceae
Exons: 3
Biological process (GO): protein demethylation; regulation of transcription by RNA polymerase II
Molecular function (GO): DNA-binding transcription factor activity, RNA polymerase II-specific; zinc ion binding; transcription coregulator activity
Source: RefSeq, a predicted model, not a curated record
AUGAUCAUCCGAUCGACAUCCUCUGUGAAAGCGUCGCGAAAGCCAGCAAAGCCAGUUGCAGAGAUAAUAUGCGCAGGCUGUGCAGUCUCGCGCGAAAGCGCUCAUACCAACGGAGAAUUGGACGAAUGGAUUUCUUGCAAUGGCUGUAAGAACUGGUUCCACGUUGACUGCGCUGGCUUUAAGAAGGCCCUCGAAGUUCGCGAUGUGGACAAAUACUUCUGCGCCACAUGUGAGCCAACUCAUGGGAAGACCACAUAUGUGAGGAAGAGCACACGCGCUCAUGCAUCCGUCGACUACGCUGAGUUGCAGCGAGGUGUACUGAAGACAAGCGAGGAGAGUGUCGAGCAUCACUACAUUCAGCCUAUCAAGGACGGCACUUUCCAAUUCGACCCGGAAACCUUCCCACGCAUGCGACCCGAGCUGAUUACUCGGGACUUUUUCGAGAGGAGCGGCACAUUCACGGAGCCGAUCUGCAUUCCUGCUGCUUGGAACCCGAGACCUUGGCUUAACAACCCUCGAUCGACGAAGAGCGCAGGCAACGCCCCACCGAGUAAAGACGACUCCACCGUGGUUGACGAUAUGAUGCCAGAAGACUACGAGUAUGAAGCUGUACCAGACGAUGGACAAGACAAGCUUGGUAUGAUCAUGCCGGAGGAACUCACGGUACGGCAGGUGUGCAACCUCGUCGGCGCAGAUACACCCCUCGACGUGAUUGAUGUCAAGACGCAAAAUUCAGGUUCGAAAUGGACUCUCGGCAGAUGGGCCGAUUACUACGAAGAGGGUGGCGACGACAAGCCGAUUCGGAAUGUGAUCUCUCUGGAAGUGUCGCAAACCAAGCUUGGACGGCUACUUCGUCGGCCAAAGGUCGUUCGAGACAUUGACUUGCAAGACGAGGUCUGGCCUCAAAAGGAGAUCGAUGCCGGGAAGUGGCCCAAAGUUCAAUACUACUGCUUGAUGUCGGUCGCAGACAGCUAUACCGACUUUCACAUCGACUUUGGCGGCAGCAGCGUAUACUACCACAUCUUGAAGGGCAAGAAGACAUUCUUCUUCAUUCCACCCAAGACGAAGCAUCUCAAAGCUUACGAGGAAUGGAACGACAGCCCGCAGCAGAACUACACUUUCUUACCGAGCAUCACCAAAGAGUGCUAUCGGGUCGAUCUGAGCGAAGGCGAUACCAUGCUCAUUCCAUCCGGCUGGAUCCACGCUGUCUGGACGCCGGAGACAAGUCUGGUUAUUGGCGGAAACUUCCUCACGCGCAUGUCAUUCAAGAAUCAGUUCAAGGUGGCGGAGAUUGAAAAGGCCAACGAGACGCCUAUGAAAUUCCGCUAUCCGUUCUUCCAGCGCCUCAUGUGGUAUACGGCGAUCCGAUACAUGGAUGAUGAUCCGAUGCCAGCAGAGGUGUCCAAACUGUUCCACGACGGCAAGCAAUUCGAGCGAGAGCUACCGACUUGGGCAGACUUUGACGGCGAUAUUGCGGCGAACGAUCCUCGACCUGGAGCAAAGAACACGCGCUACUACGGACAGAAUGAGCUGGACGGCCUUCCUGACCUCGUCAACUUCAUCUUCCGCACGGUGAUGAUGGUCAUGGGACGGGUUGAGGGCAUCACCGCAGAUCGCCAGAAGCGUGUCAACGCCAGUAUCCCCAAGGGCCACGGCCACGGCGAGCCGCUGGAGCUUGCCAGAACGUUUGCCUUGUGGGUCGCGUGGAAGCGUGGUAACGAGGAUCCUCCGACCUGGGCACAUCCUGACGGCGUACUUCCCAACAGCAAAGAAGAGGGACCUCCCAAAAAGCUCUCAGCGCGCGCAUUGAAAGAAAUGGAGCGUAAAGAAGCCAUUGCCGCUCAUCAUCAUCAAUUCACUGCACCACCACCACCGCCUCCUCGCGCCCAACGCACGCCUGCACCGUCCCAUCCGAUGACGACCAUGUCGCCUCCCGCGCCGGCCGUGGGAAUGCCGAUGAAUGCGAUGAUGAACGGCCUCCCGGGCGCGUAUCUCAGCACCCCGAAAACUUCUGUGCUCGGUCCCAAAAGGGUCGCAUGCGACACUUGCCGAAAGCGGCGAAUUCGAUGCAAACACAAGGACAUGGUCAUGCAGACUUCUCCUGAUGGAAGCACGUCGUUGCAAUACAUGUCGCCGGAAGCGCAGCAGCAAUUCGGCAUCCAUCACAUCUCACCUGAGCUGCACGAUAAUAUUACCGUCACGCCGCAGCGACCCAAUUAUGCUGUUGUGAGUGGGGAUCAAAAUGAUGUUCUGAUGGCAGAGCAAGAUGGGAAUCUAAUGUCUAACGAUGACCUUCAGGCGAUGCCGGGAACGAAUGCGUACAUCAACGCGAACAUUCCGAUGGCGAUGAACGGCGUGCCGAUGUUUGGAGAGUUCUCCAAACGUGGACGGAGCAAGGCUUGCUUCGAGUGUCGCAAGUCAAAGCGUCGGUGUGUGCACGACGAGCAGGGCAACGUCGACCCGACCAAGGCCAUGGAAAGCCCUGUGCCGAGAGCGUCGGCGAGUGCGAAGAAGCGGCCUGCCAAUGGAGACGCGAGUACGCCGGCGCAGCCAAAGAAGAAGAGGGUAUCGACGACGCCG